CAUAACAACAUAGACAACGAAUAACAGUUCAUCAAAUAUAAAUAAUAUCGAUCCAAAAUUCACAAGUCAAAACUUAUUCCAAAAACUACAACUUCAACAAUUAACUUUUUGGAUUCAAUGAGUGAAGAAGGCAAGGAGAGUCAUCAUCACCACCACCAUCUCCCCCACCAUCACCACCACCACCACCACGGAGAAGACCAAUCGCCACCGCCGCCACCUCCCCCUGAAUAUGGAACUUUUCAAGCAUCUUCUCAACCGGUGAUGGGAUUUCCUCAGCCGGUUCCUCCGCCUGGCGCUACCGGGACACCUUCUCCUGAAUACUAUGCUCAUGGUUAUCAGGCUGUGCCAGGUUAUAUUGCUCCUGAUCCUGAGGGAAGACCCGAGAGACAGCAUCGCCUUCCUUGCUGUGGCAUUGGUGUUGGAUGGUUCAUGUUCAUUAUCGGUUUCCUUCUUGCUGGCAUCCCUUGGUAUCUAGCUGCAUUUGUCCUGCUUUGUGCACAAAUUGAUCCUCGAGAGAAACCAGGAUACAUCGCGUCCACCAUUGCUGCUGUUCUUGCUACUUUUGUCCUCGUAUUUGGUCUGUCGAAGACUUGACUGGAGAGUGGUUGAUCAAUCUGUGUGUAUUCAUAUACGAAUGCAAUCUGGCUUUGCUUGAUUUGCAUUCUUUUCAGUAAAAAUUGCAUAUCUUUGAUUCCUUCUUGUAUUUUGUGAUCUGCUUGUGAAUAAGAGUAUAUGCAUUUGUAAUUAAGCUGAAUUUACAUUAUAUUGCACCAGAAUUCUCCGGUAACUUGCAUUAACAAUGGGUUAGAACUUUCCCGUGUUCGGGCAAGGGUUA
This is a messenger RNA of Solanum dulcamara, 835 nucleotides long. RefSeq names its product 60S ribosomal protein L18a-like protein. The coding region runs from base 118 to 594 and encodes 158 amino acids. The record is from RefSeq and is a predicted model, not a curated record. The transcript has 4 exons. Lineage: Eukaryota; Viridiplantae; Streptophyta; Magnoliopsida; Solanales; Solanaceae.